GGAUGUACCUUUCUGUAAUAUCGGAAAUAGGAUCAUUUGUGACAAGUGCAAAAAGCUUUGAAUCGGCUAGUAGUAAUUGCAGUUGGUUACAGAAAACUGUGAAAAACUAUUUAGAUUAAAUUACAAUUAAAACUGAGUAAAUAAGUUUGUCUAAUGGCUUUGUAUAUCGCACUCGCUUAUGCUUAUCACACCUGAGUGGUAAUAACCUCGCUUCAAUGCAGUGUACUAGGUUUUGUAUCGUGACUAAAAAAUUUGGGAUGAGAGAAAUAUUGUAAAAGUUUUCGGUGUUUAAUGCAAUAAUUCCAUCAUAUUUAUUGUUUUGGAAGCAGAUAUACCUUUGGAUUUACAAAUUAAACUGGCGUUAUUGUGAUUCAAACGUUUAUUUCGGAGAGUGCAAUGUUAAUUGGAACGUAAUUGGAUCAAAACAAUUAUAUACCUAUACACUGUGUUCUGUACAUGAAAGGUGAAACAGCCUAUAUAGGUCAUUACAUAGACUUUUCGGAGCCUUUAUGAAUGGGCAUAUAAAAACGUGACAUCAUGCAGUUAAAUACUUGAUUUUUGUUCAUUUAUGAAAGAGAAUUGUAUUAAAAGACUGGAUUAACUAUUUGUGCAUGUAGGUUACAAGAAAGUUGCUGUGGAAAUUAAUAUAAAACGUGAAUAUCAAGUUUACUGUUGUCGUUUGUUUACGUGUAUGAAUUUUAAUUUUUGUUCAAGAUGUUGUUAAAGUUAUUUUUACGUCAUUAGCAUUGAUAAUAUUGGUGUAAGCGAUGACAGCUUGUAUGUUACGAGGGCUUUCAUAUGUUAUGUUGUAUGUUUAGAUCGCGUAGAACAGCACACGUGCGUCGUCUUUGGAAAUUACGGGUACACAAUGAAACCAGGAGUGAGGAAGAAACGGCUGAGGACCUAGAACUAAAGUCGUUCACGCAUACGAUGCUUAAACGUUUAAAAGAAAAACAACUAGACGCAUUAACGCAAAGUGUUGAGUCAAAAGGGGGUGAAGAGACUGAGUGCGUGUUACUACCAAAGUGCGAAAUUCGAUUGGGUAAAAAGGAGUCAACACCGUUGAUACUGUGUUGCCGCAUGUGGCGCUGGCCUGACGUUACUAGCCUAACGGAAUUAAAACGGUUGCCGUGCUGCACAACUGCGGGUGACCCAGCAUACGAGUGUUGUAAUCCGCAUCAUUGGAGCUUACUUCUUCAGCCAGAUAUUUCCAUGUUGCCGUCUGGUUGGGAGGAGUUAGAAAAGGCCAAGUACACAGAUGACCUUGACCGACCUCCAGAUGAAGCCGUUUCCAUGGAGACAGGAAUGACACCCACACCUCGACGCAAUGAAUUCUCAGAUAUCUCAUCACAGUUCGCUAGCGGAGCAGACACGGGUCAGAGUACACUAAAUGGUCACUGGUGUACGUUAGCAUACUGGGAGCUUAGACAGCGUAUGGGACGUCUUCUCACCGUCUUUGACUCAUUUAUAAAUAUAUACGAAUAUCUACCUCGUGGCGACGGACUAUGCCUUCAGGUGUUACAGGAGAGUGCCGAAACCGAUUCAGUGCGACGAACUAGAGAAAAAAUUGGAUUUGGUGUUAUUUUAAGUCGAGAGGGUGAUGCAGUGUGGCUUUAUAAUCGGUCACAGUUUGCCAUAUUUGUUCACUCACCGACGUUGGAAUGCCCAAACAGACGGACGUUAAAUGUUUGUAAAGUGAUGCCUGGAUAUUCCUUGAAGAUUUAUGAUUACAAUCGUAGACAUUUUUUGGACAACAUUCAUGACCCAAAAUAUCUUGACGGGCCCUACGACCCGUUCUCUGUCAGGGUUAGUUUUGCAAAGGGCUGGGGUCCGCACUACUCCCGGCAAGUCAUAACAUCGUGUCCAUGUUGGUUAGAAAUCAUGUUAAAUAUAGACAGAUGAUAGUGACUUCAUUUUCUGCACUUAAUGAACUCUGCAAAUAAAUAUUUGAUAGGAUUUUAGUGCACCCUGUGAACUCUGGAGGAAGUGCCCAUUGCUAAGCAACAGACAUUUACGUUACACCCUAGCAACCAAUUUGAUAGACGAAAACAGGAGAAAUCUUCUUUACUGUAAACAUUAUAUUUCUGGUGGGCAUUAAUUUCAAGGCAUAUAAUUUUAAGUGGGGGCUGAAUUUCAUGGUUUUUGAAGAAUGGUUGCACUCUUAGUUUUUCAUGGGCAUUAAUUUCAAGGGGUAAAAUACUAAUAAAUGGGGAUAUAUUUUCAUUUAUUGCGAUUAAAUCUUUACUGAUAUCAGCAUAUCUUACAUAUUUUAUUAUGUCUCCCGCCACACAGUGGUGUGGGAGACAUAUUGAUUUACUCCUGUCUCUGUGUGUGUGUGUGUGUGUGUGUUUGUAUGUGUCUGUCUGUCUGUCUGUCUGUCACAAACCUUGUCCGCACUCUAAAGUCAAACAUUUCUCAUCCAAUCUUCACCAAACUUGAACAAAAUGUGUGUGACCAUAAGACCUCAGCCAAGUUCGAUAACUAGCCAAAUCGGCCCAGGCACUUAGGAAUUAUGGCCCUUGAAUUACCGAGGAUGGGCCUUCUUACUUUUGUCUGCGCUCUAAGUCGAACAUUUUUCAUCCGAUCUUCACCAAACUUGAACAAAAUGUGUUUGCCAAUAAGUCCUCAGCCAAGUUCAAUAACUAGCCAAAACGGCCCAGACACUUUGGAAUUAAGCCCUUGAAUUACCCAAAAUCGGCCUUUUAACUCUUCAAAGGUAUAUUUGUAGUGAGUAAACAGUACAUAAAGACAGACUUACUAUUUAGAUGAUUAGACAAUUGUGGGAGACAUGCGCUUUUCUCAAAAGCAGCUCUAGUUUGUUAUUUAUUUUCUAGAGUACAAAAUGUUCCAAGAUACUUAGUUUUCUUUUUAGUCACAAUUUGUGAAAUGAAUCUUUUGUAUAUGAUAUUUUGACAUGAGAACAUUUCAAGUAAAUUAAAAAUUACAAUGGUCAAAUGUAAAAGAAAUGACUGCAGUGGAGAUAAAGUUCAUCCAUGCAAAAUAAUGCCCAUGGAAAUAAAAACUUUGUUGAUACUUGAUUUACACCCCUUUUUCAUUGGAAAUCUUCAUCAGAUAGACUGGUUUCCUGGAAGAAAAUGUAAAAAAUUGGAUUCUUUUGGAAAUAUUUUCAAAGUAGAGGACCAUUCCGCCCACUGAGAUUCCCAGUGGAAAUCGGGGAGUAAAUUAAGUCAGGCCUUAAUUUGAUAUUAAACAGUUCCUGAUAAAAAUGGCAUCAGUUGCUAUUGGUGACUGACAAGUUUGUUUGUGACUUUUUAAUUUGUAAGAAUUUUCUGAAGGUACUUCAUGUUGGACAAAUACAGGCCAGAGUAAGGAGAAAACAUUUUACAUAAAAGAUGUUUUAGUUGGUAGCAUUAUGUUACCAUGGUAACAGUACAUAAAUUACCUCACUUUAUCAAAGUAAAGACAUGACAUUUGUAGAGCUCAGGUUUUAUUUUUAUUAUUUGCUGAAGAGAAGUGUGUUGUACCUUACUGUACAAUUGAUUUAGGCCCCUUUUUAAUACAUUCUCUGUUAUUCUAGUUUCAAAUCAGACUGAUUAGCACUUUCGGAGUUGUCUUCUGCUGAAGAGGUUAUAAAUUUGAGGUUGGAAACCAGUCUGAAAAAGAAGCUUUGUCAUUGGUCAGUUUCAAAAUUGUUCUCAGAAAUAGCCAAUCAGAUGCUUGAGUUUUCAGACUGGUGUCCAAACUUAAGAUUUUUAUUACUCUGGCUCUUGUUUUUAAACCCCAAGAGUCUUCAAGGGGUAUUAUACACUUUUUAAAAGAUAAGAGAAAUAAGAUACCACAGUGUGCCUUUUACUUGUUUUAAGAUAAUUAUAAAAAUGUUGAUUUCAGUCUGUUUAUAAUAAUAAAGCUACAGGGCUGGGUGAAAUACAGAACAAUUUUUUUUGUACUUUUGCACAAUAAAUAAGAGAGUUUCUAUCAUCUUACACAAGAUUUUAGUUUUUAGAAUUUGGACUACAACCAAACAUUUUAAUUCCCUUAUCGUAACUUGGCUUUUGGUGUAACAGAAACUCGCUGCUUUGGCAGUGUGUACCAGGCAUUCAAAUUUCAAGAUAUUUUUCUUCGUUUUAAUCAAAUUUAAAAGAAAGUGCCUUUAUGAAAUUUUUAUUUGUUUUUAUUAUGUUUUGCAAAGGUGUUAGGAGCUUUCUUGUUGAUUCUAUAACUGUAGGAAUGAUUCGCUAUUUGAUAAAGUUUAGAGUAUUAAGUGAUAAAUGAACCUCGAGGGAGGGGAACUUUCAGUUACUUAUGGUAUUAGAAGAGGCAGAUUGUUUUCUGGGAUAAGUCUUUGUUUAUACACUAAUAUCUCAAGAUUCUAUGAUAAAUCUAAUAGAAAAGUAGCUAGAUAAUUUUGUUAAAAAAGUUCUAUCAUUUAGUUAGUGAAUCAAAUUUUUUUAAAUAGUAUUAGUCUUCAAAAUGGUUUUAUCCUAGAUAUUUAAAAAAAAAUUAGAAAAAUAGUAUUACUUGGUUGUGACUUUUUUCUAGAUUUUAUUUUUUAAAAGGAGAAUAUCCAGCAUUUGACACAAUAUUUUGUAUCUACAAAGAGUUUGGUGAAAGAUUAGAAACUGGCGGAAAAAAUAUUAAAUAAGCACCACAAAAUAAAUUAUAAGCAUUUAACCAUAGCCUGCUGGCGGCAAUUGAUUCUGCCUUUGCGACCAGUGCAGACCAAGAUCAGCCUGCACAUCCAUGCAGUCUGAUCAUGCCAAGUCUUCACUGUUCGCUAUUCUGUCAGUAAAUUUUCAGUGAACACCCCUUCGAAUAAUAAAUGGUACUGCCCAAAUUGAAUGAUGGACCAGUCCAUUUUAGAAAUAUAGCAGGGUAAAGGUUAAAUAUUAAUCAGUGUAUGUGUAAUGAAAGGUGUGCAUUGUACCAAGCAGGUGUGCUGUUUUGAUGGGUGUCAUUUUCUUUCCUUACAUAGCCGGGGCUUCGUGUGGUUCUGGAACGAUCUAUAUAUGAAAAGAAUGGGAACCACUGCCUUACCCUUGCAUGAUCGUAAGAGGCGACUAAUAGGGUCUUAACACUUGGUUUUGCUGUAACAUUGUGAUUCCAGCAGGUAUGCAGAUUUUGAUUCCAUACCUCAUGUUUUUAUUUCGAUGUAAAUGAGAUGUGGAACCAAAAUUUGUAGUCCUGUUUGGAGCCAUAUAACCUAUACUGUGUUGGUGCGCCGUAAAACCCAAAUAAAUAAAUAGAAAUAAAGCAGGAUAAUGGUUAAAUAUUAGGUGUGCUGUUUUGAUGGGUGUCAUUUUCUUUCCUUACAUAGCUGGGGCUUCACAUUAUAGUGGUCUGAAAUCACAUUCUGUACAGAUGGUUUUAUCUUUUUAGCUUGUCACAUUUUCUCUCUCUUUUUUUUUUUUUUUCACUAAUUUUAAUGUUUCAUCAAAGCUCUUUGUUAUACGAAAUAUUUUUCAAAUGUUAUCUUCUAAGUUUUAGCUUCAGUGAAGUUUAAAGAAUUGUGUAAGAAUCUACAAAUAUAUACUGAGUUGUUUUGAUCAAAGAAACUAAAUGGGAAUUCAUUAAAGAAAGUGAAAAAAAAAAAGGCAAGACAAGAAGUUUAUAGCGCUUAUUUAUUUGAUGCAGAAAUUGUCUUGUUUUGAAUUCAUGUCCUGAUGAAGUUCAUAUAAUCCUUUAACCUUUAGCCUGCUGGCGGCAAGUGAUUCUGCCUUUGCGACCAGUGCAGACCAAGAUCAGCCUACACAUCCGUGCAGUCUGAUCAUGGUCUGCACUGUUCGCUAUUCAGUCAGUAAAUUUUCAGUGAACACCCCUUCGAAUAAGAAAUGUUAUUGCUCUGAUUGAAUGAUGGACCAGUCCAUUUUAGAAAUUUAGCAGGCUAAGGGUUAAUAAGUACAUAUGUACUUAACAGCAUUUGAAAUAGAAGAUAAUUUUAAUUACUGUAAAAUCAUUUAAUUUCGUGGGCAUGAAAUUUCGUCGUUUUGGUCCAAAUGGCAAUUUCUUGGGGAUAUGAAUUCGUGGAUUUCAACUUUUGAACGUAAAAUGAAUGGGAAAUAUACUUGUUCGUUGGGAUUAAAUUUCAUGAAUUGACUCAACCAUGAAAUCCACGAAAAUUAGUCCCCCACGAAUAUUAAUGAUUUCACAGUAUAUGUAGCAACUUAAUAUUGGCAACAAUUUGAAAUAAAGGAUACAAGUCUUGCAUACACAGGAUAUUAAGGACGUGUCUGCAACAAUUUUAGGUAAUGACACAUGUCUGUAUUAACAGUUGAAAGUAAAGGACACAUUUCUAUAGCAGUUGGAAGUAAAGGGCACAUGUCCUCAACAAUUUUAGAUUAAAGGCAAAUAUCUGUAAUGAUUCUUAAUAAGUGAGUCUACAAAUGUAAACAAAUGACACAUAUGUGCAGCGAUUUUGAAUAAAGGACUUGUGUCCACAACAUCUAAACAAAGGACACAUGUCUGCAAUUUAAGAUAAAAGGCUCAUGUCUGCAACAAUUAAGAUAAAGUACUUUUGUCCACAGCAACUAAAUACAGGACACAUAUCUGCCACAAUUUUAAAAAAAGGACACCAGUCCUGUCCAUAACAGUUUUGAAUAAAGGACUUGCGUCCACAACAACCAACUAAAUAAAGGACACAUGUCCACAACAAUUUCAAAUAAAGAACACAUGUCCACAACAAUUUUAAAUAAAACACUCAUGUCCACAACAGCUAAAUAAAGGACACGUCUGCAGCAAUUUUAAAUCAAGGACGUGUCCACAGAUAACGACAAUUUUAUAUGAAGGACACAAAUUCCACAUAAAGGACACGUAUCCACAACAGCACUAAAUAGAGGACACAUGUCCUCAACAUUUGGAAAUGUAGUAAGAAAAAAUUGCAUAGUUUUAGUUACACUAUUCAGAUCAUUUGUACAUUGACUUACCCAGAUUCUCUAUAGAUUACAUUUCUUUAUGCGGGUUAAAUUUUAAAUUUUUCAUUUUCAUGUAGCAUCAUUGUUUUCAUGUUUCAUUGAGUGAAUUUUCUUUUUGUCCAUAUCAUAUUUAAAGCCUCAUAAUGCUCUAUAUUGAAGAGAAUUCUCCACAGGUAUUUAUUCUCAGAUGGAGGUCUAGUUUUUCAGCCCAAAAAUCAGUACCCAUUGACUUACAUCUGUGCUAGAACAUAAUAUUUCGAACAGUUUAUCACACAUCACCAAUUGACAAAUAAGGUUAAACAUACAACUAUACCCCAUCUUUAACAAUUAUCGUACUGUCAUUUUUAGGUGAACCUCAAAAUUUACACCAUGGAUUUAGUCAUUCUGGUAGAAUUAAUAUUGAAUUGCCUCCCUUUUAUGAAAAUGAGUUUUUGUUACACAAGUUGAAUAUUUUCCAAACUUAAAUUUAUAGCAAUAUAGGGCUUUAAAUCUAGUUGAAACAAUUCAUCAAAUAGUUGAUUUUUUUUUUUUUUUAAGUCCAUCACAUCUCUUAACAAAUUGUUCAUAUUUAAACUCAUAGAUUUUAUGUUUGUUUCUUGAUUUUUGUUAGUGCCAUAUGUAAAAUGUAUGUUUUUAAGACAAGACAGUUUUAGAUUUGCGUAAAAGUUCUGCCUUUUUCUUUCAUUCCGAAGAGAAAGUAUUUUUGAUUUAGAAAUACGAUGGAUUUUGACAGCAUAUAUCUAUGUUUAAAUAUCUGUUGUAGUGAUAUUUUUUUCUGGAAUUUUUUGGAUUUUUUAAGCUUUGUGAAAAAAUACUUGUUAAAAUGUUAAACUAUUGAAACAGUUUUCACCCAUGAAAUAUAAUUUGGAUAAUAUUGGGGGUGGGGGGGAUUUUUUAGCAGUAAAAAUGCUAUUCUGCAUUUACACUGAAACUAUAUACCAUUCCUUUCCUUGUAGUAAAAUUAUAUGAGCUACUAUAUGUGAUAACUGAUACUAAAAAACAACUCGCAGUUGUUUGUAAAUACGCAAGAUGUUGCCAUCAGCCACAGGAUGUUGCAAGCCAUCGUAUUUUAUUUCUAUCAGAAAAAAUGUUAGAUGGAAAAGAGUACAUUAUGAAAUGAAAUUUAACAAUUAUCUAUUUUUGACACGCAAACUUAAGGGCGUGAACAUAGAAUUUGUUUUAGCUUUGCGUGAUGAAAAUGGUUUUGACAGUGAAAAUAAUAGUCACAUGUUGCACAGUCAUACAACCUUGAAUACGUAUGAUUGAAACAAAUGUUAAAUAUUUGCCUUCUGUUAUUUAUAUCAAAAUUUGUGAUACUUCAGACAAAAGGUUUUCAUCCUUACAACUUUUGUUAUUUUAAGAAUAGAAUCGCCCUUAAAAUUACAAUGUUUCUUUUCCAAUGACGGGAACCAUAUUUACUGCUAUGGGUAUUUUACCUAUAUGUUAGGGAACCAGCCUUACAAUUUCAUGUAUUAUAACAUUGCUAUAAAUGUUCUUGUUUUUGUUUUUUGAUAUAAAUGUCAUUGUUCUUGUCAUUUUGAUUAAAAUAAUCUAUAAAUACUCACCCAUAAGUCAGUCUUAGCAAAAAGAUUCCCAUUUUUUGCUCUUACUCUAGCAGAAGGUUGUGUCCCAAGGCUAUAAAACUAAGUUUGGAGACCAGUCUAAAAACUCUAGCAUCUGAUUGGUUUAUUUUGAUUUCAAAUUUUAAACUAACCAAUGGCAAGGCUCCAUUGAGAGACUGGUCUCCAAAUUUAGUUUUCAAAUUCAAACAACUUAUAACUGAACUCGACUUUUGGGUGAAUAUAUAUGGUACAUGUGUACUAACUACCAGUAAAAUUGGUGGUUGUAGAAAAAAUAAUAAUGAAAACAUUCAAAAAAUUAAUAAAAAUAUGAAAAAAUA
Molecule: messenger RNA, 8769 nt
Organism: Mercenaria mercenaria
Lineage: Eukaryota; Metazoa; Mollusca; Bivalvia; Venerida; Veneridae
Product: mothers against decapentaplegic homolog 6-like
Exons: 4
Coding region: 799-1902 (367 amino acids)
Biological process (GO): SMAD protein signal transduction; transforming growth factor beta receptor signaling pathway; BMP signaling pathway
Cellular component (GO): heteromeric SMAD protein complex
Molecular function (GO): I-SMAD binding; transcription regulator inhibitor activity
Source: RefSeq, a predicted model, not a curated record